AUGAAUAAAUUACAGAAAUACAUCGUCUACUAUGCCUUGCGCAAUGCUGAGGAUCUUUCCGAGUGGAUGAAGAUGGAGACGGAUAAAACAGAGAUCGAGUUGCCGGUGACGUCACCAGAAACGCGCUACCUCGUUCGUGUGCAAGCGACGACUGAGGACGGACCUGGCAUCAUUUCGGAUUCAAUCGAGUGCUACAGUGACAAGCAUUAUCAGCCCAUCGUUAUAAAUUUGGAGAGUACAAAUGUACCUAAUUUGGAGGCUGAACCAGGCCAAACUGUUGCGCUGAGGUGCAGUGCACAAGGUCAGCCUAUUCCUCGAUUAUUUUAUGGGGAUGAUGGUGAUGAAAGCGAAAUAGCAGAGGUACAGAUCACCGAGAACAUCAAUCACAUAAGUGGCUCGUUCGAGAAGAAACCAUUUACCAAUCAAACGGUCAUAUGCCGCGCGGAGAACAAGCACGAGAAUAUAGCAAUCUCCAAACUUUUAAUUGUUAGAAAACCAGGAGACACUCCGCAUAACAUUACCUGGAGCUUUGACGAGAACGACAGCUUGCUCAUAAAUUGGGAUAAAGUCCUCUAUCCGAAUGGAAAUGCGUCAUACAUCCUUUACCUUUCCAACUUCGUCGAAAGAGUAGCGGGACCUCCUGUUCGAAUACCAGAGAUUCCUUACAAUGUGAAUGUGACGCUGCAGAUAUCUGCCGUUAAUGAAUGGGGCGAAGGGGCGAAGGUUACACGAUCUACUUCAAGAAAAAUGGAGAGACAGUCGACGAACCAUGGCAGUAUGUUGCAGUACACGCUAAUCGCACACGCUUCACCAUUGAUGAAAGUGUGGGAUUGGAAGAGGAUUCACACUAUAUGCUGA
Molecule: messenger RNA, 858 nt
Organism: Cylicostephanus goldi
Lineage: Eukaryota; Metazoa; Nematoda; Chromadorea; Rhabditida; Strongylidae
Source: the annotation of a GenBank genome assembly